AUGUCAAACUCUUCGAUUUGUUGUGCUUUUGAGACCCCUAUUUUAGAUAAAUUACUACCCUCUAUAUUUAUCAUGGAGUUCAUUUUUGGCAUUACGGGGAACAUUCUGGCCCUCGUUAUGUUUGCCUUUGAAGUGGACAGCUGGAAGCCAAACUCCAUCUACCUGGCACAUCUGGCUGUGGCCGACUCAGUGGUGCUCUUCUUCAUGCCAUUCAAAGCCUUCUACUACAUCAAGGGCCAGGACUGGAUCUUCGGAGGCACUUUCUGUAGCAUCAUGCUCUUCCUCCUGGCAGCCAGCAGGGCCUCCAGCAUCUUCUUCCUCACUGCCGUGGCUGUGGACCGCUACCUGAAGAUUGUGCACCCACUACAUCGAAUAAAUCGGAUGAACCUGAAGUACGCCAUGUGGGUCUCUUUAGGCCUAUGGGCAAUGGGUUUACUUAUGACAACUCAGGUGCUGGGCUCGCAAAACAGUUCCAGGGUCGGCAGCCGCAUCCAGUGUGGGAGUUUUAGCAUAUGCUUCAACAGCGAUCCACUUUCAAGCUGGCACAACGCCUUCUAUGUGAUCCAGUUCUGCGUGCCAGGCAGCAUCAUCAUCUUCUGCACAGCCUGCAUUACAUGGCAGCUGAAAACAAAAACGAUGGACACUACAGGCAAGGUCAAGAGGGCCGUCCACUUCAUUUUCAUCGUUGCCAUGGUCUUUUUUGUCUGCUUCUUGCCAAGCACUGCCUCACGGGUCGCUAUUACGUUCCUGAGGAUCUGGUACAAACAGUGUUCAUACUUCAGUGAGGCAAAUCUGAUUUUUUAUUUUUCAGUUUGCUUCACCUAUUUCAAUAGUGCCCUCAACCCUCUGGUUUACUACUUUUCCACUCCUGCAUUCAGUGGGACUGUACAGAAAUUUUUCAGGAGAUUUACAGGGCAAAAAGAAGAGAAGAUGUCAGGGGAAAUGAGUGUGUCUACAGUAACAAGCAGUUAA
Molecule: messenger RNA, 972 nt
Organism: Pangasianodon hypophthalmus (striped catfish)
Lineage: Eukaryota; Metazoa; Chordata; Actinopteri; Siluriformes; Pangasiidae
Product: hydroxycarboxylic acid receptor 2-like
Exons: 1
Coding region: 1-972 (323 amino acids)
Biological process (GO): G protein-coupled receptor signaling pathway
Cellular component (GO): membrane
Molecular function (GO): G protein-coupled receptor activity
Source: RefSeq, a predicted model, not a curated record